UCGCUCUCAGGAGGGAGGCCACACUCUUCCCCGGUGGGAUGAGAGGUCCCUAAAACAUCUGGACUUCACAAUGAGAAUGAUUGAGAGCGUUGACUCCGUGGUCACCAGGUCCAGCGAAGACCUCUGGGCUGAAAUCUGUUCGUGUCUGCCACAUCCCGACCAGAAGGACGCUAGCGAUGCUUUUACAGACUCCUUCAUGGAUUCGUAUGCCGAUGGAGGAAGCCAGGGCAGUGGAUCAGAUGGCUGUUCCCAAACAAAUCUGAAGCCCUGGGCACCCCUGAAUGAUUCGGAGGUGUAUUUGGCAUCCCUAGAGAGAAGACUGAUGAGAAUUAAAGGCUUGUCUCAAGAGGUGACCUCCAAGGAUAUGCUGCGCACUCUCUCCCAGGCUAAGAAGGAAUGCUGGGACAGGUUCCUGCAGGAGAAGUUUGAGUCUGAAUUUUAUGUAGAAGGACAUGACUCUGAUGAGAGCACGCUAGAACAUCUAAAGCGAUGGCUGCAACCUGAUAAAGUGGCAAUCAAUACUGAGGAGGUACAGUACCUCAUCCCUCCAGAAUCUCAGCCAGAGAAGCAGGAGACUGAGGAAGAACCUCCAGCUGCAGAGCAGUGAGAUACGCACCAGCCAUGCCACAGAGCUGUCUCUUGUCCGAACCCUGAUGAAGUUGUAUCCAGUGGCAGUAAUAAUCGGGGGGCAAAAGUGCCAAUUAUCAGUCACUUAAAAAACAAAAAAAAACAACCAACACACAAAAAACCCCAGCUCUGGACCUCCAGAGAUAGUGACUGGCAUUUGUUAUGGACAAGAGUGGAACGCCUGUGACACAGCGUAUGCUGAACUGAAAUCUUACUUUGAUCUUCUCCCAGCCUGUAGCAGCCUAAUCAUUCCAGUCUGAAUGUGAAUUGUUUGUAAUUCAUCAGAAGACGCAUUAAACAAAAAAAAAGUUGUUCAGAAGCAUCAGAAAACAUAAUGGUCUAGAAUAGAACACAUAAAACCACUGAAGCAGUUUUUCUUCCUGUCUUGUACCUUUUUUACUACUCAAUUGGGCAUUUUUUUUUCUUUCCUGCAAAGUCUGCUGUGGUGUUUUCUAUAGAUCUUCACUAUUUAAGUCCGACUUGGCCCUGAGCUGUGCCUGGAGGAAGACGUAUUUUUUUUUCACCUACAUGAAUUUGGAACCCUAAAGGAAGCUAUCAUUGCAAUCAUUAAAUUGAUGGUAUCAUUGACAUUG
Pygoscelis adeliae (Adelie penguin) is the source of this 1220-nucleotide messenger RNA. RefSeq names its product chromosome unknown open reading frame, human C15orf57 (gene CCDC32). Lineage: Eukaryota; Metazoa; Chordata; Aves; Sphenisciformes; Spheniscidae. The record is from RefSeq and is a predicted model, not a curated record. Gene Ontology annotation, biological process: cilium organization. The transcript is spliced from 4 exons. The coding region runs from base 71 to 607 and encodes 178 amino acids.